Messenger RNA from Owenia fusiformis, 1312 nucleotides. Lineage: Eukaryota; Metazoa; Annelida; Polychaeta; Sabellida; Oweniidae. The record is from the annotation of a GenBank genome assembly.
AUUCGAGUUCACUAUACACUUAUUAAUAUGAAGUUGAUUCGAUUUAUUUGAGCAAAGUUCGUAAAUCGAUCUAAAAUACUUUGCCCUGGGUUCACUAGUUUUAUUGUAGGCAGAUCGGAGGCAGAAAGCAUCAUGUCUAUUACUAUUGAGGCAGCAGCUCCAAAGGUGCCGGAACUUAGGAAGGCGUUCACUUACAAGUAUUCUAACAAUAUCAAGACUGGCGUGUACGACCCACGUGAUGUUAACAGGAUAGAGACUGAUGAUGCUUAUUGCCGAUGUUUCCUCCGCACCCUAACGUCAAAAGGUGACGUUGAAAAAGCACUUCCGGUCAUGGACGAGUGUCUUAAGUUCAGAAAAGAGUGGGAAAUUAACGAUCUGAAUGAAAACUCGUUCCCAGCAGAAAUCUGGGAGAGGAAUGCUGUGUAUUACAAGGGACACACGAAAGAUGGGAAUAAAAUUCUUUACAUCAACCUUAAAGAGAACGAUAAGAAAGAUGACGAAGCUAGAAAGAUGAUCCAAAAAUUCAUAGCUUAUCAUUUUAACUUACAUCACAGAGAGACACCAGAGAAAAUGGCCGUAGUGCUCAUAGAUAUGGAGGGAGCCAGUACAGGAAACAUGGAUAUGAACAGUGUGAAGUUCAUCAUAACGUGUUUUAAGAUUUACUUCCCUGCAUACUUAGACUACAUGUUGCAGUACGACAUGCCAUUCAUUCUAACAGCUGCAUGGAAAGUGAUCAGUGCUCUCUUGAACAAGGAACAAGCAGCCAAGAUUCGCAUGAUAAAGAAGGGUGAAAUGAAGAAUUAUCUCGAUGAUGAUAACCUAAAACAUUGGCCACACAUGCAGUGAUAAAACGUAUAACUUGGAUCAAAUUUUUGCAGAAUCUGUCUUUCCUAGCUUUGCAGUUAAAGUCCAGGUACAAUUUGGGAUACGUCCUCACAACUUACAGCUUUAAAGCUUGAACCCUUAUUGGGAUAUCUCUUGUCAGGAUAUAUCCAGUGAAGCGAUGCAAACAAUGCAAAUAUCAAACUACAAAGUAUAUCUCUUUUUUAGAAAAACUAUUUGGUCUGUCCGUGGCUACAUGCAAAGCCAAAUACCUGUAUAAAUAGAAUUCGAAAUAGCCAGUUAGAAUUACAAAUGACUUUCAUAUAAGAUAGAUAUCAGACUACUUACUAUACUAUUAAUUAUGUUUUGGAUCAUUUUGCUUAUAUACAUGCAGCUUAUUGCUUCAAUGUGCAGUUUUCCUCAUAUGUUGUUCAGAUGUAUUAUUUGGAGCAAUACAGAUUAGUUGACCAAUCAAAGAUAUGUUUUGUUC